GGAGUGUGUCUUGGACACAACUAUCCACCACACUCUUGCUCUUUCCUUCACCUCUUUCGUAGCUAGUUCUAGCUACGCAGGUUUGGAACCGGUUCUUUUCCAACCCAUAGGCUCGAUCUACUACUCUGCAGCCUUGGCCAUAUAAGUAUUCCUCCCGCAAUGUGGAUGCAGAUAAACUUUUUUUUUCCUUUUGCUUUUGCACAUCUGCCAAGAUGCGUUGCUUUUGCUAAGGUGAAUGACAAAGAUAAUCAAAGCACAUAUCAUGUCUUGUGCUUUGAGUUUUUAAAGUGGACCCUCUUGAUCAUGGCCAUUUCUGACUGGGGCAAAGGACGCAAGGUUACUUUUCUUGACCUGCAUGGAGGAGCCCAUAUGAGAUUCACAGUAAUAAGUAUGCACAAUUUUCUUGCAUGUAAACAUAUCGUGUAAUGUACAACUAUGUUUUCUUGGGGGCCAAAAACACAACAUAUAAACAUAGCAUUUUGACCGUAACACCAGAAAGUUUUAAGGUUGAAAAAGCUACCAAAAAGAAGAUCGAAUGACAAAAAUAGACUUCCAUUAAUAAUAAAUAGAGUGUAUGUUGUUAUAGUACUCAUGCUACAUAAAGCGUACAUCAUAGGAAAGAGGUGACUGCGUGCCUUACAUGCUAAUAGACGAGAUGGGCAAUGUACUCUCUGCCCAUGGUCGCAGAGCGCCUGAUUGCCAACCUUACUUCAGAGAGACUCGCAAGUUUGGAACAGAAUUUCGGCCCAGCCGGUCCCAUGCAUGGGCAUACGUGCAGAUGAAGGAUGAUGGUUUCCUUUUGCUUUGCUAGACUUGUCCCGUGAAGAUGCCCAUAGCCUCAUCGCUUAGUUUGUCACUACCCCUUGGUCCAAAUCCAACUAUACUAUUCCAAACAAGAGAGGAGGAGAAUCGGACAUCAAGAUGGCCGGCAGCGCCCAGAGCGCCGUGGGUUCGCUGCUGGGCACCCUAGCCACGGUCAUCAGCGACGAGGCCAAACUGCUGGGCGGUGUCCGUGGCGACGUGCAGUUCAUCAAGGACGAGAUGGAGAGCAUGAAUGGCUUCCUACUCGACAUGGCCGAUACGGGUUGCCAACCAAACAACCAGGUCCGGUCAUGGAUGAGGCAAGUCCGGGAGGUCGCCUACGACUCCCAGAACUGCAUCGACCGUUACGUGCAGACCUUCGGUGCCAGCCGCCCAACGGCGGGCCUCCUUGGCACCGUACGGCAUGUGCCGCAGAUAAUGCGGACCAUGCCAGAUCGCCACCGCAUCGCCAUGCAGAUCCGAGAGCUCAAGUCCAGGGUGUGCGAGGUGGGGGAGCGGCGGCAGAGGUAUGGCAUCACGGUUGUCCCGGACAAGUCACCAGCGACUCGCACUUCCACCGGAGAAGAUGGUGCCGAGGAGGAAGAUAAUCAGAGGCAUACUGCUCUAGCUGAUAUUGCUGACCUAUUGGACAUUGACGCGAGAGCGCAGCAGGUGAUUGCAUGGCUGAAAGGACAAGGUGAUCAUUCAAAGUCCAGUAGCCUUGGUGACAUAUGGAUAGCCAGGUCCAAGUAUGAUGAACUAGUGGUGCAGAUGCUCAAGCUGGGAAAGGGACUAGUAAGAGAGAAAGAUCUACUGAGCAUGAUAAGCAAAGCCAAAAUAACCGAGCAGCAUGCCUUAACCGCGACUAUACCUGUAGUCGCAAGGAUGCAGACAAAUGAGGCCAUAAAGGUGGUGGACAAGGACGAGAUCAUCGAAAAAACAAUGCAGAAGCUCAAGGAAGAGAAGAGGCGGCCGUGGUACGACAUGGCCAUAUGGCAGGAGUUCCGUCAGAUGCCCAUCGAGACGAUCAUGCCGGAGCUCAAGAAUAAGAAGAGGCUACCGUGGUUCACGAAAGCCAAAGAUAAGGAGCUGCUUUCCACAAAUGCCAACGAGGAGCUGCUUCACCCAAUGUAUAGCAUGGAUCCUAGUGAGAUGGAGGAGAUAAUCAUGCGGCUGCCCAAGUAUAAGAAGAGGGUGGAGCAGUUCGUGAAGGCCAAAGAGAAGAAGCAAGGGAACAAGUUUGAAGAGAAUCUGCGAGAGGAGGCCAUGAAGGUGGUGGAGGAGAACGAGAUCAAAAAGACGUUACAGGAGAUCAAGGAUAAGAAGGUACUCGAAUGGUAUGAAAAUGCCAAACAGAAGGUGAUGGUACUACUUGAGGAGGCAACGAAGGUGCAGGAGGAGAAUGAGAAGGUCAAAAAGAAGGUGUGGCUGCUGCUGCGUCAUCUGGCCAAAGAGGGGGUAAGGGAGCUGGUUCACGAUGGUGGCUGGCUGAUGGGCAUGAUAUUAGGAGACGACAAUCCCGGAAAGUCAACAGCUAGGUCAUCUAAAAAAGUGGGAGCAGGAAGCGGAGGAGAAGAGGAGGAGGAUGGUGAGGGAGGAGGAACACAGAACAAGAGAGAAAAGGAAAAACAACCGCCCAGAAAGUCAACAGUAACUAGCUCAUCUGAAAAAAUGGAAGGAGGAACAGAAGUAGAAAAUGGGGAGGAAGGAGAGGGAGGAGGGGGAACGCAGAACCAGAGAGAAAAGGAAAAACAACCGCCCGGAAAGUCAACAGUAGCUGGCUCCCCUAAAGUAGAGGGAGGAGGACGAAGAGAAGUAGAGCAGGGGGAGGAGGAUGGAGAGGGGGGAGGAAGACAUAACCAGACAGAAAAGGCAAAAGAACCGUCUGCGAUGGAGGUGCAAUACACUAUGAAGUUGAUCCGAUGGCUGAAGGGAGUUUUCGGCAAUGACCAUAUGCAGGCUAAACUCCUUGCCAUUGUAACACCACCGGUUGAUGCCAGUAAUCCAGAGGCACACAAGCGGGCGACUGAUCUUGCGAGGACAGUGUAUGACCAUCCUGAUGCAGCGAGCCAUUUCAACUUCAAGGUCUGGGUCGAUGCCAAGCGCAAUACGAAGCGGAAGGAGAGGCUUCAAUGCAUACUCAAACAAGUACAGCCCCACUCCAUUGAAGACCAUCAGAUUAGCACAUGGGAUGAGAUGAAAUUGGAGCAAGAGAUUCAACAGCACCUGAAAGGUCAAAAAUUCUUGAUCAUUCUGGCUGAUCAUGAGGAUCAUUCACCAUGGGCAGACAUUACAAAGGCUUUGCCAACUGAUCACACUUCUGACAGUGCUAUCAUAGUAACCCCAAUGAUACAGCAAACACCUCAUUUGCAUGGGUGGUACAUAGCUAGCUUUUUUUUCUUGCUCAAAGAUUACCGCUGCAACGUCCACUUCUUAUCCUAUCUUGAUACUGCACUCAAAAAAGCCACUCAAUUGCUGGACGGGAGCAACUACAUGGAGGAAUCAAUGGGCAUUGUUGAGCAAAUUCUUAAGAGAUGUCGUUGGGAUUCCUUUUCUACCAAGAUGGUCCUUCAUGCUCUUCAUGCUAAUCCUCACAGAAGCAAUGAAGAUUGGAAGAAACUGCUACAUAGGCUAAAAGAUUUUAGCACACUGAGUAAUGCAAACCAAAUCGUAAGGUUCUGUUAUGACGACCUGCCCAGCCAUUAUAAGAUGUGCUUGUUGUACCUAUCCAUUUUCCCCCAAGAUUCCAAAAUCAGGAGAACAAGCUUAGUCAGAAGAUGGGUUGCUGAAAACCUGAUCAUCAGAACACAUGAGUUGAAUGCAUUGGAUCACGCUGAGCAUGCAUUCAAUGCGCUCGUUGCUCGAGGUCUUGUUCUUCCCUGUGAAAUUGGCCCUGAAGGCAAAGUAAAGUUUUGUAAGGUACAUCCUCAUGUCUGCUCCUUCAUUGCUAAGAUGGCACGUGAGGAGAAUGUUGGGAACACAGGCCUGCUGCCUGAGUUUGCACACUGCCUUUCCAUUCGCAAUGGAAUUCAACUCCAACAGCUCCCCAAGAAGAGACAAGCCACAUAUCCCAACACAUGCUGCUGGAGACCCCAGAAGCCCCCUGCCAGUACCAAGGAUCCCUUGUAUGUCAUAGUAACAUUUCUGAAUUCGCUGCUCGCAUCUUCUCAAUUAGGAUUGGUCAAAGUGCUGGACCUAGAAGGUUGCAAUGGAUUAAAGAAGCAGAACCUCAAGAUAAUAUGCAACAAGCUAUUUCAGCUCAAGUAUCUCAGUCUAAGGAACACAGACCUUACUGACCUUCCCAAGGAGAUUGACAAGCUCAGGUACCUGGAGACAUUUGACAUCAGGCAAACCAAGAUACGAUCAUUCCCUACAAAAGCCAUUGGUAUGCUCCAAAAGCUAGUGCAUCUCCUUGCAGGUCAUACUGGGCUAGAUGAGUCACUUUCCACUGUUCAUAUCCCUCAUGGAGUAGGGACCAUGACAAACAUGCAGAUACUAUCCCAUGUUGAAGUUUCCAAGAAAGGUGAUGAUCAUGAGUUAACUGAAGUUGGUCGGCUGCAGCAGUUGAGGAAGCUGGGUGUGGUUAUCCAUGGCAAUGAAGCCCAUUUGCUCCACAUUUUGCUUCGGGUAAUUGGAAAGCUACAUGAAUCUCUGUGCUCUUUGUCAGUCCGUAUUGAAAUAAGAAAGACUGAUACUGGUGUGUUUCGCUCAAAAAGUGAACAUGAUGGCGAUGAUACUGAUGACAUGAACACAAACGAGACAUUUUCACCUCCCAAAUCUCUUGUAAAUCUUAGAAUCAAUGGAUGGAUAAGGGGGCUACCAAGCUGGAUCAAAGAGCUACAUAAACUUUCGAAGAUAACUCUCUGUGGUACAUACUUGACGGACACUGAUAUACAGCUGCUAGGUGAACUUGGCAAUUUGCGCCUUCUCAUGCUCCGGCCCAAGUCAUAUAAGGACAAGAAGCUUACUUUGAGGAGUAAUAAAUUCAAAAGACUUCAAUUCCUUGUCAUAGAGGACUCAGACAUCUCCAACAUUCAUUUUGAACAUAAUGGAGCUUCUAUUCUUGAGAAGAUAGUUUGGACUUCCAAUAGCAUGGAAAACCUACAUGGAAUUGAACAACUUCUGAGCCUGAAAGAUAUUGAGCUGAACAGUAACUGUGACCUGAGUCGCAUCAUACAUGCCACAAAAGCAAAUCCAAAUCACCCUAUCCUUACGCAGAAUCCAAUACCCAAGGCCACCGAGGCUACUGAUGCAAGCAACAUUCCUCGUCGGCAGUAGAAACUAUUUCUGCAGUGUGCUACCAGGCAUUCAUCAUCGAAUUGAUAUUCGUGUACACCAGUUAUUUAUCCUGGUCGUCUGUUACUUUAUCAUCAAGGUGUGUUUGAGUGUGCAGGUGUGCUACUA
This is a messenger RNA of Aegilops tauschii subsp. strangulata, 5205 nucleotides long. RefSeq names its product disease resistance protein RGA5-like. Gene Ontology annotation, biological process: defense response to other organism. Lineage: Eukaryota; Viridiplantae; Streptophyta; Magnoliopsida; Poales; Poaceae. The record is from RefSeq and is a predicted model, not a curated record. Gene Ontology annotation, molecular function: ADP binding.